This is a messenger RNA of Pseudo-nitzschia multistriata, 3672 nucleotides long. Lineage: Eukaryota; Bacillariophyta; Bacillariophyceae; Bacillariales; Bacillariaceae. The record is from the annotation of a GenBank genome assembly.
CAAUACUACAGCAACUAAUAUUUCAUAACUCGGCUGUUCAGAAUGGGAAUCUUAAAGAAAAUCUUCCGUGGGAACAAAAAGAAAACAAGGGAGUUCCAAGAUGGAGGCAGUAGGCCAAUCUCAGAUCCCUCCUUUCCUUCGCAGACUUCGUAUUCGCAAACACAAUCACAAGCAACGACCAGGGGUGGAGAAUGGAGAGGAACGAUGGUUGGGGACAGCACGAUCCCAAAUGGCAUGAAAAUCGUUGGUUCCGCAUCAACGUCCACCGCGAGUUCGUAUCCCAACAACAAUCUUAUGUUGAACACAAACAACAAUAAUAUCAACAACACUAGCAGUCAUCCACAGCAGCAACUGAUGGGUGGGUACCGUUCCCCACGGAGCACGGGGCCAGUCGAUACGGACGACGAAGGGAUUAUCGUACCCGAAAACGAGACGGAAGCCUUCUACGAUAACGCACGGAAUCAAACACAGGAGCAGUUGCGACUGGCUUACGAAAUGUCGAAAGCAAACAAAUCCAACAACAAUAGUGCAAAUAUAUCGAGCGAUUCAUCGAAUUCAUCCUUCGCUUUGACAUCCAAUCAACUCCAACAAUGGGAUCACCAACAACGGCAUUCCAGUACACACCAAUUCUCAUCCUCUCCAACCACCAACAAUAAUAACCCAAAACCAGUUUACACCAUGAGUUCAGACUUGCCAAGCAUGAAUCCGCAGCAACCCAGUGGCUUGGACGACACGAUGAGAUCGGUAUCCUCUGCGUCCUCCUUCAAUCUAUCGACUGAUGCCGAGGAUUCUGAAUACGAAAACCUCAAACGAACCUAUUAUCCUCCUGGCCAACUCACAAGCAAUCUUGGCAUCGGGUUGUCGGCCCUUACGGCUUUGGACACUUCUGCUAUUGACGCUGCCGGUUCAAUAGCUUCAUACACCACCGACGAGGACCGCAGCAAGAUCUUUCCCAAUUUGCCAACGGACGACGAUAUGACGCUGGGAACAGAUGCCUCUUCGAAGCGGAGUGAACCCCCUCCGAGCCUGCUCGACUUUCCGCAAAGUCGCCUCUAUGCCUCGACCAAUGUUGGCAGUUCGCCUUAUGGAGCACAAGUGACGGUUCCGAUGCAUGCCGCUCUCGCUAUAAACACCAAUCAACGCAACAGCGAAAACAAUACCAACACUAACAGCCGCAACAAACCCKGUGGAACGCCUCGUGACUUUACGAGUCCGAGAUCACCGAAAGCUUCCAAAUUGGAGCACAAAUUGGAGAAGAACCAUUCCUCUUCUCCAAAGAAAAACAUGAGCAGAAACAGAAACAACGAUAGCAGUGGCGACGAUGGCUUUGGAAACAUCUCAACAAACCGCAGUCACGAAAGCAACGGCAGUGGUAAUCAUCGACAGAAUAAAAGUCCUACGGCUGCUGCCAUAAGUCAUUCUUCAGUUGAGGAUUCCGGCUUUGCAGAUUUUGGAAACUUCGCCGACUUCGCCGACUUUCCUCGCGGUGAAGGUGUAGAUGACAGCGGCUGGACAACGGUUAAGGAGGAAAAGAAGGAUUCUUGGGAUGAUACUGACGGCUUUCAGAAACAAGCAUCCUUCAGUCCUACAAAUAGUGAAAAGAACAACCAAAACAAGAAUCAUACAAGUUUUUCUGGUGACAAUGCCUGGAAUGUAAGCGUCUCAUCUCCAGUGGGGCAAUCUCCUUCAAAAUUGAACAGCAGCAACGAACAAUUUAGCAGGAAUCGCGACACUGACCCCUUUCGCAAUUCUUCGGCGAUUGGAGGUAGCAGCUAUGUCUCGGCGGGCUCCUCUUCCACAGGACUUCCUGCAGAAAAUAGAUCACUCACGGAGCUCUUGGAAGCUGCCAAGAGCAAGCGAAAGGACAGCCGUCGUAGUUAUGGAAAUAGCGCCACCCGCCUCACACAGCACAAUCAAUCAACGAGCAGUCGAAUGUCGUCUGCCUCAGUGAAUUCGGCACCCGCCAUUACGGCUUCCUACCUCCGACAGCACCACAACCUAGGCGGAAACAACGUAGCUGGCGACGACCCUUUGUCGCCUCGGGACGGUACCUCAGUUUCGGACAUUAUUCAGAGCUUGGAAGACACCGAUCGAAUGAAGCGAGCUGAACAAAUAACGUCCUCCCACCGUUCUAUGGGAGACGCGGGCGUUGUGGCUACAGCCCGAGCCGCCAAGGAGCGACUUCGGGAACGCCGGCGUCGGGAACGAGAAUCAGCCGGCAUCUAUACAACUGCAGGUCGCUCUGCUAAUUCCCUUCGGCACUCAUCUUCUCGGGAUCAUGGUUCCGAUUCCGAUGAAUCGGAGAACGGAAACGAAGCUUCUGAGUCCUGGUUGUUCGAUCAGGUUACCGGAGCUAUGGGUCCAGUAGGCAUUGCAGCCGAUCUAGAAUCACUAAGCGGUCGAUCGAACCGGUCAAAGAACUCCCACGGGGGAAAAUCACACAAGUCGUCGGGUACAUCGAACCGCCGUCGAUCUUCUCGAAAGACAAGCAGCACGCGUCGGCACCGGUCUGAUCGAAGUGUCGACAGCCACGGCAGUCGGACCAGUCGGUAUUCCCAUCGCUCCACGAAGUCCUUUUUGUCGCAAAUGUCAGAGCAGAGUCGGAGUGUUGCAAACGAUUUGCUCCGUCUAGAGAUGCAGUUGGCCAUGGUAGGGAACAACAAUGUGAACGGCGGUGGAAAAGAGGCAACCAUGCGUGAAAUCGAUAGCUUGCCGGUGGUCCAAUCGGCUCGCACUGGAAUGUCCAGCAGCGCCAGCUUGGGUGGAACCUCGAGGGCAUCGGGUCGUAGCCGAAGAUCAGUUACUUCAAGUCACCACAACUCAUCGUCUUCCAGUUCAGUCCUUCGCCGGACCAAGACCACAAUUGUCGCUCCUCCCGGGAAGCUCGGAAUCAUUCUGGCAAACAAGGCAGAUUCAAAGGGAACAGUUGUUUCGGGCGUGAGAACGUCUUCCGUGCUAGUGCACAAAAUUUCUCCUGGGGAUCGAAUUGUUGCCAUCGACGGAGAGGACGUCAGUCGCAUGACCGUCAGCGAGAUUACCACCAUUAUGUCCCGAAAGGCCGAAUACGAACGAAGGCUUACGGUAAUGACCAUUCCCCGAAUUGGGUCUCCAAGCAAUGGGAACACCAACAGUGGCUAUGCAGACCAGCAAAAGAUGCGAUCACCGAAUAGGGUUCGAUCUUCUCCGAGGGUGGCAUCCAUCAGUGACAGCAAAUUUGAUUCCGCCGGCAGUGGAAGCAACUAUCACAGUGUGCGAUAACUGCAACCGACACGAACGGCUAGAAAUGAGUCGGCGAACCUACUGUGUCGCCAGAAACAGCGAGUUCGUAAUGGAGACCCUUCACUACGUACCUGACGCGCACGAUAGUGUGUUCGGGUACCAAAGCAAACAUAACUCAUACAAGAAGAAAAUAUUGGUUUAAAGAUACCGUAAUAACGAGACGUGUGAUACACACAAAGUUUUUCUCUAGUGCGUCCACUAUUCGAUAAAGCAACAAAUCCAGAUAUUUUGAUUUCAACGACGAUCUACGUUGCUAUUACUAUUCCGUAUACAUAAGUGAAAAUGUAUGUGGGAUCUAGAAACGAUUUUUUCAGAUAUGCGUUUGACUGGGAAGCAGAUGCAGAAUUUCUCGAACGUGCAUUUUGUGCGGCAUAAUGAAUCCAAAAAUCUACA